This is a messenger RNA of Vitrella brassicaformis, 1904 nucleotides long. NCBI's taxonomy places the organism in Eukaryota, Vitrellaceae. The record is from the annotation of a GenBank genome assembly.
GCUUCACGCAGAGCUUCCCUCUCCAUGUGUGCGUGUGGAUGUGGAUAUGGAUGGAAAGAAGUAGUCAGUGAUCUUCCGCUGCAUCGGGUCAUUGACAGCCCCGAUGCGGCGGACCUCUACGCGACAGUCAUACCCCAGUCGGGGCAGCUCAACCGCCUCCCAACCCAGCUCGUGCAACGCUAGGAAGAAAAGCUGGCCUCGGAUGUCAGGCCAGCCGUUGAGGGGGCCAGCCGACACCGUGUACCGACACUGAACCGUUUGCAGCCUCUCGAACACAUACAACGAGCUCUCUUCCUCCCGCUCACCCCACCCAUAUCCCUCCCCACUGCCCACACGGCAUUCGAGGACGAUUCGAUCUAGACAGGGAAAAUUGUGGAUGGCGGCCAGACACGCACCUGCCACAUCCCCACAAUACACCCACGGCUUGCCGUGUACAUCGUAUGACAGGUCGACCUCCAGAGUGAUCUGUCUGAUGCGCUCUCUGAGCCCCUCUAUCUGGUCUGACUGGCCUGUCUGCUCCACAAAGUCGAUGGAGCACAACGACGGCGAGAAAACGCCCUGGAUGUGCAGACACGGACCUACGCUAUCGCACUCAGGCACAGAGGAAGUGAACGAAGGACCGGAGUCAUCCGAGAAGAAUACGGUCUUUGGCAAAUAGCCUUCCCAGCGCUCCUCCUGGCGCAGCUGAAUGAACUCGAUCGCACGCAACUGGCUGAGCAUCCCCACCGCAUCCACUGCCCACGCCAUAGACUCCCCUGUCGUGGCCACACCCAUCGGCAGGGCGAGUGUGGCCACACGACGGAAUGCAUGGCUCAUCUGGGACAGCACACCGUGAGGCACAUGAAAUGGGGAGCCCCUUCUUCGAGGCCCGACAAAAUAUGACUGGCUCCCUACGGUGCGGACCAUGGCGUCGCUCACAAGAGCGUCGAUCACUGUCAGCCGCUCCGCGCGCUCAAAGACGAUUGCGGGACGAAAGGAUAAGAAGGUCUUCAUGGAUGACCGCCCUCGCGUGAAGAAGUGAACGCUCGUCGCAGCUGAGGCGAGGGCAGCGAUGGAAGGGGCGUGUGUGGCCAUGUCAGCAAGGACGAUAUCGUCCAGCAGGGUGAACGGGAAUGUGAGGUUCUCAUCGAUGGCAUGGCAGCGGAUGGCGGCGUCGGGAGCCAGCCAAUGAGUCCGAAUCCACUCCAGCUCCUAAAAAAAUGCAACACACCAAAUAGAGGCACGUGUGUCGGCGGCUCCUCUCCACUCACCUCUAUCAUACGUUUCGUGACCCUCUCGCCGAAGAUGGUGGCCUCGAGCUCCUCCACUAGGGGCCGGCUGACAAUGUCGUCGUGCUGUUUGGGAUUUCCUGCGUAUCCGUCGAUGACGAUGCCCUUGAGGCUGUUGACAGACGGGGAGAGCAUGUUGAUGAAGUCGACACUCCAUAUGUUCCAGGUAUCCAAGUCGUCAUCGCCAGUGCUGAACUUGAAGGACAGUGUGAGGGGGCCAGGCGACCACCGCUUCCAGAAGGCGCACUCUCCCUCAUGACGAAAAACGGCCAUGGUACAGAGAGGGAGCGGUCUCGGGUCGCCGAUGUGCAUCUCUUGAACCGACCUGUGCAGACACAGAGGCCGCCGGACAGUUCGCUUCGCUGGCCCCUUCCCUUGUGUAUGUGUGUUUGUGGCUCACGUAAGGGCCCAUGUACGAUGGCGUGCCGCCUUAAUCCACUGCAACAAGAUGACAUACGGGCAUAAGUCCGUGACUGCAUCGCCACAACGAUGGGCUUAGUUUAUCCCACUCACCUGUUUUGAGUCUCGGAAAAAUGAGGGCGCCUUCUCCUUCUCGCCAUCCCUGCUGCGGGAAGUCGAAGGAGAGGGCAUCGUAGAGUACGAGUCCACAUCCAGGCUCUCCAGUGUCCCACGCAU